GUGGGCAGGGCCGGCUCUGCCGCAGCCAGAGCCACAGCAGCAGGCGGCGGCAGCUCAGCCCACCCAUGAGGUUCAGUUAGCCAAGGUGGAGGAUGGGGAGAGAAUGGAGGUGUCCCAGCUCCUCAAUGAGGUCAGGGAAAACUAUGCAAAGCUCCUCAGCAGCAAUCAGAUAGAGACCGGGCUCUCAACGAGGAUCCAGCUGGAAGAAGACAUAAGCAAAAAGAUGGACAGAGACAAGGAGGCUCUGAAGGCGGCACGAGCGGAGCUCAAGGAGGCCCAGCGCCAGUGGCAUCACCUGCAAGUGGAGAUCGAGUCGCUGCACGCUGUGGAAAGGGGCCUCGAGAGCUCCCUGCAGGCCAGCGAGCAGCAGCACCAGAUGCAGCUGCAGGACCUGGAGGCGGUGAUCGAGGGGCUGGAGACGGAGCUGCAGGACGUCCGGCGCGGCAUCGAGCGGCAGCUACAAGAGCACGAGUUGCUUCUCAACACGAAGAUGAGGCUGGAGCAGGAGAUCGCCACGUACCGCCGCCUGCUGGAGAGGGAAGAAAUCAGGUAUUACGGCUGUAUCCAGGGCGGGAAAAAAGAGCCCAAACCUACCACAAGUAGAGUCGGUUUUGUUUUACCUUCGGCCAUCAUAAAUGAAAUAUCUUUUUCAACAAAACUCUCACGAAAGUAUGAGGAUGAAAAAGUGGAGACGGUGACCAAAGAGGCAAUAUUAAACAGAAACACCGUGAAGGAGAGCACCGAGGCUCACAGCACCAUUCAGACAGAGAAAGUGGAUGAAGUUAUUAAAGAAUGGGAAGGCUCCUUCUUUAAAGACAACCCUCGAUUAAGGAAAAAGUCUGUUUCUCUCCGAUUUGACCUCCACCUCGCAGCCACUGACGAGGGCUGUUUACAGACUAAGCAGGACAACCUGCCGGAUAUAGAGGUCAGGCUGAUUAUGAGGCGGUCCUGCAGCAUUCCAUCUAUCAAACCUCCCUCGGCAGCCAAUUAGCCCCGAGAUAGGAUUUGACUUGAUUUGAAAAUUCCAUGAGGACGGGACAGGUGGAUGAUGCUGACCCCUUUCUGUCUAAAAUGUAAGUUAUUAGGUACAUAGAGAAAAUGUUAUGAUCAAUGUGUGAUUGUGAUUCCCUUCACAAAAAAAAAAAGGACAGUUAAGGCAUAAAGUUUCUCUGAACUCAAUUAUGGGCAUAUUUUCAGGUGAGGGAAAGUUUAAAAAUAAAAUCAGAAAUUCAGUACGGUUUCUAUUCUAUUUAUUCUCCAAAUAGUCUUCUUUUUCUCUGGAAAUUUUAUCAGAGACUGUACUGUACAAGCUGGCUUGGUUAAGUCUGUAAUUUCACUCAGUGGCUGAACACUGAGGCAGUGGUGGCAAACCUAUGGCACACGUGCAGCACCGAGCUAUUUGUUACCACUGAAAACUCCAAAAGAUUCGCCACCAGUGUUCUAAGAAAAAGGAGAAGUCACUUUGAAGAUGAUUACAAACUGUGAAGAGCCAUCAUUAUUUCUCAACUGGCUAAACCUCAAAAGGUUGUUUUACUUUAAAAAGGCAGCAGUGAUAAAAUUUUAAGGGAGCGUUCACUAUUCACUUUGAGUUUUUCCUUUUGAGAUAAUCAUUUGGACACUUAGAAAAAUAAGAAGAGUUCUCUUCAUGAGCAAACUAUAGAAUACACUCCAAGGUUAUUCUGAUGAUAAAUAAAAUUGUUACUCUAUACCUGAAAGGUUUUUGUAAGCAAUAUCUGAUUUCUAGAAGAGCCACUUUAUUGAAAGAACUUUUUAAAAAUCAGAAGCCCAGUUAUAAAAUUAACACACAAAAAACAAACUGAAAAGGUGGUUUCUAUGGUUACUAGAACAGCCACUUAACCUCUCACUGUCCUGACUUUUACAUCUGGGAAGUUAAAUGUGAUCGAGCCUUAGGUAAGAUAGUAUAUAAAUAUUUCUUGCAAUCGUUUAUGUGAACUAAGAUAAUACUAUUGUUAUCUAAGCUAAGAGUGUUUGCAGGAUUUGUUUUUAAAUUGUUCAAACUAAUAAAUACAGAUAAAAACAUAUUGUGGAUAAGUGAAGUAUUGUUGCAAAGUUUUCUAAAGAAGUUAAUUUGUUUACUACAGGUAUGUUUAAGACCUUAAAUAAUAAAUACCUGUUUUAAAACAUUAGAAAUUUAUAGGCUAUUUUUUUCUAAGCAGAAAAAAAUGGAAAAGUACAAUUCAUACCUUUUUUCCCAACUAAAGAAUUACCUAAGGGCUACAGCUAUGUUAGAAUUUUAGUACACCGCGCAUAUAUAUACAUAUAUAUAUAUAUGCAUGCUAUGUGUAAUAUAUAUGCUGAAUAUAUAUGCUGUGUGUAUAUGUGUGUGUGUAUAUAUAUAUAUGCUGUACGUAUAUUUAUAUACAACAGUAAAAUGUUUGUUUUCAUCAGAAGAAAAUUAUGUUCAUCUUUAACAUAAUACAAAAUAGAACAUUUUACAUUUUCCUUCAGUUACUUCUGCUUCCUUUCAGCCUGGCUUAUUCUGUCCAGUGAAAGGGGAUGAUUUUGUUUUGUCAAGGACACGACAGCAUGUUAAGUACUUAUUCUUGUGUAAUCAUCUAACCUAAAAUGUACCCUUUGGGCUGGGGUGGAACUCAGUGGUGGAGUGCUUGCCUAGCAAGCACAAGGCCCUGGGUACGAUUCGCAAUACCAAAAAAAAAGUUUCAUUCACUAUUUGUUAAAUACUACACAUUUCAUCAAAGCUUUAAAAGUGCAAUCAUAUCCGCUAUUGUGUUAAAGUUACUACACCAAGCAACCGUGAUCAUAUAAUAAAGCAAUAUAACUAAUGUAAUCUAUUGCAGUGUUCAGACCCUAGCGCUAGGCAUUACAAAUGUAACCACCUGUUACAGUACUUCCACUAUGCAGCUGUUGCGUGUAUAACAUGUACAUUUUAAAAUACAGUACUUGAUUUUAUAAAAAAAAAAGUUUUAUUUGCUUUGAGCUAUUUUAAAAUCGGGAUAUGAAUUUACCAAAGUAAAUGAUACCACCACAAUAAAAAAAAAAAAUUGAAACGCAAACUCCGAGCUGCCUUGUAUUUGAGUUUGAUACAUAGCUGUCUCUCAAAGAGAUUGCUAUCUGCAUGGUUAAACAGAUAAAAAGAAGCUGGUUCACUUGGGAAAUGAAGAAAACUGCAAUCAUAGUACAUACAUGAUGCCUUUAAGCUUUUUUUUUUAACAAAAAAUAAAU
Heterocephalus glaber (naked mole-rat) is the source of this 3204-nucleotide messenger RNA. It is a transcript of the gene Krt222, whose product is annotated as keratin 222. Lineage: Eukaryota; Metazoa; Chordata; Mammalia; Rodentia; Bathyergidae. The record is from RefSeq and is a predicted model, not a curated record.